AUGGCAACCUUUGUAAUCAACCGACUUCGUUCUUCCUCAGCCACAAAAUCACUGUCUUCACUUCUUGAUGGAAUCAGGUCUUACGCAAAGGUUGCAACUGGAACUGAUAUACUCUCUGCUGCAUCCAAUGUUUCUCUACAGAAAGCUCGCACCUGGGACGAAGGUGUUGAAUCCAAGUUCUCCACUACCCCUGUCAAGGAUAUCUUCAAGGAUAAGAAAGUUGUGAUCUUUGGUCUCCCGGGUGCAUACACUGGAGUUUGUUCAAGCAAACAUGUUCCUCCUUAUAAAGAUAAUAUUGAGAAAUUUAAAGCUAAAGGGAUUGAUUCUGUUAUUUGUGUGGCUAUUAAUGAUCCAUAUACUGUGAAUGCUUGGGCUGAGAAGAUUCAAGCCAAAGAUGCUAUUGAGUUCUAUGGGGACUUUGAUGGGAGCUUUCACAAAAGCUUGGAAUUAACUACUGAUCUCUCUGGCGGUUUGCUUGGAAUUCGAUCGGAAAGAUGGUCAGCAUAUGUGGUAGAUGGAAAAGUGAAGGCUCUUAAUGUUGAAGAAUCUCCAUCUGAUGUCAAAGUUUCUGGAGCAGAGACCAUUUUGGGACAAAUUUGA
Lathyrus sativus (Indian pea) is the source of this 600-nucleotide messenger RNA. Lineage: Eukaryota; Viridiplantae; Streptophyta; Magnoliopsida; Fabales; Fabaceae. The record is from the annotation of a GenBank genome assembly.